Messenger RNA from Camellia sinensis, 2910 nucleotides. Lineage: Eukaryota; Viridiplantae; Streptophyta; Magnoliopsida; Ericales; Theaceae. The record is from RefSeq and is a predicted model, not a curated record.
AUGUCCGACGAUCGGAUUAAUCACCUUGAGGCGGAAGUCAGCAACCUCUCUGCCUCCCAAGAACGCGGUUAUCUUGAAAUUCAAGAAAUGUUUGCGGCCUUGCAUGCCCGCUUCGACCAACUUACGGCCUCUAGAAAAGAUGAUCAAGGUGAAGCUUCCACUGGCCAUUCUUUUGGUCAGAACAUGCCCCCCGGAAACCGCUCGAUUAUGCCACGACUCACCAAAUUGGACUUUCCUACGUAUGAUGGCAGCAACGACCCUACGAGUUGGAUUUGCCGUUCGGAACAGUUCUUUGAAUUCCAACAAAUCCAAGCCAACGACCAGGUGACCCUCGCAGCAUACCAUUUAGAUGGCAAUGCACAACUUUGGUAUCAAAUUGCCAAGAAGGAGGAACGAAUUUAUACGUGGACCACACUUAAAGCUGAGCUCCAAGCUCGCUUCGGCCCUACACAGUUUGAGGAUUUUUUUGGCAAUCUUAGCAAACUACAACAACGAGGAAGUGUUCGUGAGUAUCAAACUCAGUUUGAAAGAUUAUUAACCCGAGCAGGUUCUCUUACACCACAGCAGCAAAUUGGGUGCUUUACCAGUGGACUUAAGGAGUCCAUUCGAGUGGAGGUACAGGCCUCUCCGCCUCCUUUUCUCUCUGCUGCCGUCGGCCUUGCUAGGCUUUAUGAAGCAAGGGUCAUGGCCGCCAACCGGAGGCCAUCCAACUUGAAUCAACCACGCUUGUUUGUCAAUAAGGGCCAAGAACGCAGCACAAUACCCACGUCCCCUAUUCUGCAAAUUCGGAGGUUCUCACCAUCGGAAAUCGAGGAACGCAAGCAGAAGGGGUUGUGUUUCCAUUGUAACAACAAGUACGGACCCCGUCAUGUAUGCAAGAAAUUGUUUAUCAUGGAGGCUUGCUGGCCUGAUGAAGAUGAAGAUGUGGAUGUGGAACCUGACGAGCACUCUAACGAGCAUCCAAAUGAAAACGGACACCAUGAGGACCCACCAGCCAUCUCUCUUCAUGCCAUGUCUGGCAUUCAUGCUCCUCAAACCAUGCGGGUCUUGGGAAAGAUUCUUAACCAUUCGGCCACAGUCCUCGUGGACUCCGGAAGCACGCACAAUUUUCUUAAGGAAGAGUUGGCGACAAAAAUGGGUUUAAAACCCGACUUGUGUGGCAGGUUGGAGGUCCAAGUUGCGAGCGGCGAAAGGUUGUCUAGCGCCGGAAAAUGCAAGGAGGUGCCCAUAAGUCUUCAAGGAGUCCCACUCACUGUGGACUUCUACCUAUUGCCCUUAGAGGGUUAUGAGUUGGUCUUGGGUGCACAAUGGCUGCGGACGUUGGGCCCAAUUUUGUGGGAUUUUUCAAAGCUCCAGAUGCAGUUCGAACUAGGAGAAAAAAAGGUAUGCUUGCAGGGGCUAUCUAAUUCUAGUCCAAAAUUUGUAAAUGAGACAAAUAUACAUCGAGAGUUUCGCCGGCGUAAGGAAUGUCUGGUCCUCCAAUUGCAUGCCAUGAAUGGAGCGCUGCCAACCACUCAGUCCACUACUCCUGAUCCACGCAUUCUGUCUCUUUUGAAGGCAUUCCCUGAUAUUUUUGAAAAACCCAUCGAUCUACCUCCACAAAGAAGCCAAGACCACAACAUACCUCUGUUACCGGGUAGUGCACCAGUUAAUGUUCGACCGUAUCGGUACCCGCAUUUCCAAAAAAAUGAGAUUGAAAAAUUGAUUAGAGAGAUGUUAUCAACAGGAAUUAUUCGCGCCAGCAAUAGUCCGUACUCCUCUCCGGUCAUAUUGGUGAAGAAACACGAUGGAUCAUGGCGCAUGUGCAUUGAUUAUCGCGCCUUAAACAAAAUCACGAUCAAAGAUAAAUUUCCCAUUCCCGUGAUCGAUGAGUUACUGGACGAGCUCCACGGUUCUCAAUUUUUCACCAAACUCGAUCUACGGUCAGGAUAUCACCAGAUCCGGGUCCGCCAGGAAGACGUGCAAAAAACAGUAUUUCGUACUUAUCAAGGGCAUUAUGAAUUUCUCGUAAUGCCAUUCGGAUUAAGUAAUGCUCCAUCUACUUUCCAAUCUUUAAUGAAUGAGCCGUACCUUGCAAGACCACGUCCAUCACUUGGAUUUGGUAUUUACUACCUUGCGGGCUCACCAAUUAUUCGUCAAAAGGGAAAAAUGUACCUUUGGCCAAUCACAAGGUACUACCGUAAAUUCAUUCAAAAUUACGGUGGUAUUGCCAGACCAUUAACCGACAUGCUCAAAAAGGAUAACUUUAUUUGGACACCUACUGCAGAGGAAGCUUUUGCAAAACUGAAGCUCGCCAUGACCACAUCUCCAGUGCUUGCUCUUCCCGAUUUUUCUCAACCAUUCAUGAUCGAGUGUGAUGCGUGUGGCUUCGGAGUUGGUGCGGCCUUACAUGGACGCAACUUGGAGCUCUCUACUUAUGACAAAGAGAUGCUCGCUAUUGUUCUCGCCAUCAAAAAGUGGCGACCCUAUCUUCUUGGCCGUUCCUUCGUCAUCAAAACCGAUCAAAAGAGCCUCAAGUAUCUAUGGGAUCAACGCAUUUCCACUGACGCGCAGCAACGUUGGCUCUCCAAACUUGUUAGGUAUGAUUUCAUCAUUGAGUACAAAAAGGGAGUUGAUAAUGUAGUUGCCGAUGUUCUCUCUCGCCAAAAUCAUGGUGAUACCUACGCUCUCUCACAACCGGUUCCAAGCUGGUUGCAUCCCAUCCAGAAGGAGACUACAUCGGAUCCUACUCUACAGCACUUAAUCAAGUUGAUCAAUGAUGGUGAAGCCGUGGGUCCAUGGCGGAAUACUAACGGCGUCCUAUUUUUCAAAGAUCGGAUUUACCUGCUUCAUACUUCUGAACUCAUCCUUCAAAUCAUCAAGGAAUUCCACACCACCACCCACGAAGGUUUCCAUAAAACUCUCCAAUGA